Molecule: messenger RNA, 3493 nt
Organism: Molossus molossus (Pallas's mastiff bat)
Lineage: Eukaryota; Metazoa; Chordata; Mammalia; Chiroptera; Molossidae
Gene: PFKFB2
Product: 6-phosphofructo-2-kinase/fructose-2,6-biphosphatase 2
Exons: 15
Coding region: 167-1582 (471 amino acids)
Biological process (GO): fructose metabolic process; fructose 2,6-bisphosphate metabolic process
Cellular component (GO): cytosol
Molecular function (GO): ATP binding; 6-phosphofructo-2-kinase activity; fructose-2,6-bisphosphate 2-phosphatase activity
Source: RefSeq, a predicted model, not a curated record
ACGUGGGGGUGGGCGGAGUCAGGCUGGGACACUUGAAUUGCUAGCGACUGGUGUGGGGCCCCCGGGCCACAGUCAGUUGACUAGUCCCUGCCGCUCACCGGGGAAGUGCCGGGGCCACUGCCGGGAGGGACCUUAGGGAUCCCAGGACAUCUCCUGAAGAGUCGCCAUGUCUGGGAAUAAUACAUCUUCUUCAGAAUCAAAUAGCAGCUAUGAAACCAAAGCCUCAAAUCUUCGAAUAUCAGAGAAGAAAUGUUCAUGGGCGUCCUACAUGACCAACUCCCCGACUCUCAUUGUUAUGAUUGGCUUGCCAGCCCGGGGCAAAACCUAUGUGGCCAAGAAACUCACACGCUACCUCAACUGGAUUGGGGUGCCCACCAAAGUGUUUAAUCUUGGGGUAUAUCGGCGUGAAGCAGUCAAGUCCUAUAAGUCCUAUGACUUCUUCCGGCACGACAAUGAGGAAGCCAUGAAGAUUCGCAAACAGUGUGCUGUGGUGGCACUGGAAGACGUUAAGGUCUAUCUCACCGAGGACAGUGGGCAGAUUGCGGUGUUUGAUGCCACCAAUACAACUAGGGAGAGGAGAGACAUGAUUCUGGACUUUGCCAAGGAGAAUUCCUUCAAGGUGUUCUUUGUGGAAUCUGUCUGUGAUGAUCCCGAUGUCAUCGCUGCCAACAUCCUGGAAGUAAAGGUGUCAAGCCCUGAUUACCCUGAAAGGAACAGGGAGAACGUGAUGGAGGACUUCCUAAAGAGAAUUGAGUGCUACAAAGUCACCUAUCAACCCCUUGACCCAGACAACUAUGACAAGGAUCUUUCGUUCAUCAAGGUGAUAAAUGUGGGCCAGCGAUUUCUAGUGAACAGAGUGCAGGACUACAUCCAGAGCAAGAUAGUCUACUACCUCAUGAAUAUCCACGUCCACCCCCGCACCAUUUACCUCUGCCGGCACGGGGAGAGCGACUUCAAUCUCGUGGGGAAGAUUGGGGGCGACUCGGGCCUCUCGGUGCGGGGAAAACAGUUUGCCCAAGCUCUAAGGAAGUUUCUGGAGGAACAGGAGAUAGCAGAUCUCAAAGUGUGGACAAGCCAGUUGAAGAGGACCAUCCAGACUGCUGAAUCCCUGGGGGUGACCUAUGAGCAGUGGAAGAUUCUGAACGAGAUCGAUGCUGGCGUGUGCGAGGAGAUGACCUAUGCAGAGAUUGAGAAGCAGUACCCAGAUGAGUUUGCACUUCGAGAUCAAGAGAAAUAUCUGUAUCGAUAUCCUAGCGGGGAGUCAUACCAAGAUCUGGUGCAGCGGCUGGAGCCUGUCAUCAUGGAGCUGGAGCGCCAGGGCAAUGUCCUCGUCAUCUCCCACCAGGCUGUCAUGCGCUGCCUCCUGGCCUACUUCUUGGAUAAGGGCGCAGACGAGCUGCCAUACUUGAGGUGCCCUCUCCACACCAUCUUCCAGCUCACUCCUGUGGCCUAUGGGUGCAAAGUAGAAACCAUUAAACUCAACGUGGAGGCCGUGAACACGCACCGUGACAAGCCAACUGCAGAGGCCUCGCUGACUGUGCCUAGAUGCUUCUCUCCGGCAUCUCUCCCAUCACUCUCCUGAUACGGAAGCUGAGCCAGACCUCCGUGGGGGACUGGGAUCUGCUGCAAAACUUGGAUGUCAGCGCCUCCCGGGCUUGAACAGGAAGCGAAAUGGGGAUUGAACCUGUGGGACCACCACAAUGGGGCCUGGAAAAGCAUCACCACAUUUCUCCCCUCAUGCCUGAUGGGAAUAACAGUUACACUGAAAAACUUAACUUCCUUGUGCCUCAAAACAUUAACAGCAUGAACUGGUUAGUUUUCUAUGAUCUCUUUGCUGGGUUUGGCCCAAGUGGGCUCAUCUCGUUCUGUUUCAGUGUUUAACAUCCCACCCGUGACUCUCUAGCUGGCUGUUUUUUACCUAAGGUGCAAAUGAAAUGCACCUCUUCACAUUUUGUUUCCAGGCGAGAGGGCUGAACUCCAGUAAGCCUUUUCUGUGCUGUAUGAGCUGGUGUCCGCAUCCAUUCCCGGUGAACAGGAUAGAGUACAGUUUACAUUAUGUUAGCGUUCACCUUUUUUUUUUUUUUUAUCCAUUGGAAACAGAUUUGCCAGGCGAGUGGAGGGUUUCUCAGUAUCGCAUUCCCUUAUACCUCUGUCCUGUGCUGAUGGACCAGUGCUGUCAGCAGCGACCUUUUCACCUUUCCACUUAGGGAAGUUGUUCUUGUUGCAGGCCCCCUGAGGGCAGGAUCUGACUGCUCGCUCCCCCAAACGGGUACUCAUCUUCUAAGUGUUGUGUGGUAGCUGCUGUGUUUACCUGAUGCCGCCUGCCUCUCACAGCUGAAGAGGGCCAAUGGUCUCUGCAGUGAUUGGGGAUGAGGGCUGGAGAGAGCGGGGUGCCAUUCACAUCACAUGAAGAAGUGAAGAAGGUUCCCUGGGAGUCAGCUCUACCAGGGAGGUCUUUUGGUUUCAAAACAGGUGCCCUUCUGUGGGGUUGGUCACCGUGACAUGGUCUCUUAAGAAAGCCAUGGCUGUGACUUUAAGACCCAUUGGUAUUCUGAUGCCUGGCUCUCAGCUAGUUGUCUCUGUUUUUGUUUCUCUGUCUCACGUAACAGAUGGGGGUUCGGGGGGACCAAGCCCUUAGUGCAUUAGUCAUUUGGUUUCCCUGAAAGAUAAGCCAGGUAAUUAUUCCUUAGAUCACUGAUUGUCAAAUAUACAAACAUGUCUGUAGAUGUGAUGUUCAUAAGUCACUUCCCGAAGGAGGAUGGAAGCUCCAAAGAAUAUCUCUUACAAGCAAAAUCAUUUCUUUUAUUUUUCUAAGAAUGGUACGUUUUUAGCUUUCUACACUUGUUUUCCUUUCACUCAGAUGCCCACUUGCUGGGCAAGAGGGUGAGUAGCAAGCAAAGUAAUGAGAUGUAGCUUUUCCCAAAUGGUUCUUUUAUACUGUGGUUGACACGGGGCUGUUGCCGAAGACGCGAUGAGCUGGACUGCAGGCGGUUCAGCAUCCAGCAACUAGGAGCUUGUUUUACAUGCGCAAAGCUGCCUUCAGAAAGGCUCCUGACUCCGCCCUGUAGCGGGUGAUUUUCAUCUCGCUGCUCGCAACAUGCUGUACUGUAAUGAUUCUGUUCUCAGAUGCAGGUGUCUUUCUGCAUCUCCAUACACUGUCUUUUGAUGAUCAGAUACUUUUUUAUUUAGUUAUUUAUUCGUCCAUGUAAGGUAUUUUUAAGUCCCCAUAUUAGUGUUUGCAUGUAUUUAAUCAGAAUGUAAGGUAAUUUGUGUUGUCAGUUUUUUAGUAGAAAUUGAGGUAAUUUGAACAUUCAAGUCUAAUGUCUGUAGUGUUACCUUAAAUUAAAAUUUCAGAAUCUAGGUAUCUGUCUUCUGUAAAAGGAUAAUGACUAUGUUAAAGCACAGCGGAUUUCUUUGAAUACCUUUUUGCUCAUUGAUUUUUAUUUAUAAAAAUGCAUUUCGCUGCAGAAAAGUUUAUCUCCUCGAUAAAUAA